AAGUGGAAACCCCCUCUAUUGUGAUUGCAAUGUAAUCGCCUUUAUCCGCUUUAUGAAAACAAAGCAACUGCAGUUACAUCCCUACUCGCGGAGGACGGAACCUUCCUGUCAAAACCCUCUUAAUUUAAAAGAAACGUUGCUGAAGGACAUUUCACUUCAAGAAGUAGUUUGUGAUUCAGGGAAUGCGACAGCUCAAACCUACACAGUAGAUGUGACGCCUCUAAACCCAAUGCCCAAAGCAGGGAAUAAUUAUACAUCUCUUUGUAACAUUUCGGGACAUGGGACACUAGACAUCAUCACAAAUUUAAAGGUGAAGUGGUACCACAAUUCAAAGCUGCUGACCAGUCAGUGUACCUUGGAGGAUGUGUCAAUGGCGGAGAAGUAUUCGUGUGAGGUACUCCCCUCUCAACAGAACAACAUCAGCUUAGAGAUGACAGUAAUGGAUAUACAAAAAGAUGAUGUUGGGAUUUUAACCUGUGAAUUGACUCAGCAGGUGAAGGAGAACGGGAUAUGGAAAGACGAAUUGUUAGAGUAUGAGUCAGUGGUAAUCCAAAUCAGAGGUAUAUGUAGAGGAAAACGAUCAUGCGUAAAAGUUACUGUAUAUAUAAAUCUUGCCAUGACUUCAAUGGAUGUAAGGUGAAUAUAACGAAUAGUAAUCAAUCUCACAACCCCUUUUGAUGAAUGCCAAAUAAAAAGUUGAAGAAACGCGGACCAUGGGCAUACCAGAAGUGAGAUCGGGUGUGUGUGAGGCGCAGUCAUUCUCUGUCGACCGGCCACACCCGUCGUUGGCCCUAUAUCUUAAUCAAGUAAAUAUACUUCCGUAGGCAAAAUCAAUUUGCCAAGAAUGGCCUAAAAAUUGGUAUGAAACACUUUACACAGCAUUUGAUGCAAUGCUAGGUUGGUGAAAUAUCAAUGGGAGUUAAAAAUUUAGAAUUAAUAAGAGGGGAUGCUUG
Messenger RNA from Ostrea edulis (European flat oyster), 953 nucleotides. RefSeq lists its product as uncharacterized. The record is from RefSeq and is a predicted model, not a curated record. Lineage: Eukaryota; Metazoa; Mollusca; Bivalvia; Ostreida; Ostreidae. The coding region runs from base 53 to 640 and encodes 195 amino acids. The transcript has 3 exons.